This is a messenger RNA of Dentiscutata erythropus, 402 nucleotides long. Lineage: Eukaryota; Fungi; Glomeromycota; Glomeromycetes; Diversisporales; Gigasporaceae. The record is from the annotation of a GenBank genome assembly.
UAGUGUUCAAUACGCCUCAAAAUGUUCAGACGGGUACAGUUAUUGUAAUCAGUUGGACAUUUGGUGGUACUCAAUCCACGCAUGUUGAGUUAGGGAUAAUGGAUUCACAAACGUCAGCGAUUACUGUAAUAGAUACCAAUGUAGACCUGACAAAAAGAAGCGAAAAAUUGGAUUGUUUCUCUACUCCAACUACUCCAACUCAGGUUAAUAAUGUUCUACCUAAUGUUCCAUCCCAAUCAACUCAAUCCAAUAUUUCAUCUGCAGAAUCAAGCAUUGAUGAUAUGAAAAAAAAAUUAUAUAUUGCAGCACCCAUUGUAAUUUUAAUCAUUAUCGGUGUACUUAUAGGCUUUUACAUAAGAAGGAGAUCUAGAGAUAAAAUGGAAAACGUUAACGUUAUUUAUG